AAACGGUUAGAAAACCAAGUAUCGAAGGAACUCUCAAAACUCAAAGAGAGAGUCCCAACACUUCUCCAAGUUGCCAAACUUCCUAAAUUCCCUCCUUUUACUCGUCUUUCAUUGUCAUUCUUCUUCUUCUUCCUUUCCCACUUUCUUCUCUCUUUCCAUUCAAACAUCAUUUGAUUCUCCCAAAUCAUAAAUCCACCCCACAUAAAUUCUUCUUUUUUUUUCGCAUUUUAAUCAUCAUUUCGACGAAGUAAUUCUUUUCUUGUUAUGUUUUGGAGAAGAAAGCGUUCAGCAAUGAACCCAAAAUCUCCAGUAUCUAAAGUGCCAAUUGAUAAGCACAUCAAGAUAUUGGAGGAGCUUCUUAAGUUGCCAGAAAAUAAGGAGUGUGCUGAUUGCAGAAGCAAAGCUCCUAGAUGGGCCAGCAUUAAUCUUGGGAUAUUUAUAUGCCUGCAAUGCUCAGGAAUUCACCGGAGUCUCGGUGUACACAUAUCUAAGGUGCGAUCUACCACACUAGACACAUGGCUCCCGGAGCAGGUUGCCUUUAUGCAAUCCAUGGGAAAUAGAAAAUCCAAUGCCUACUGGGAAGCGGAGUUGCCUCUACAUUAUGAUAGUAAUCGAAUUGAAAAUUUCACACAAGCAAAGUAUGUUGAAAAACGAUGGAUUCCAAGAGACUGCAAAGUCAAGCCACCUGCAAGCUCUACGCCAGCACGACUACCCUCUAGUCGUUCGACAAGGCGUUAUGGUGGCAUUGCAGAAUGGACUAACAAUCAACAUUUAUGUAAGAGUAGAAAUGAUAGCUCAACAGCUGAAAGAGACAGGGAAAGCUCAAGUCCUAGCAGUGUUGAAGAUUGUAAAAUUGAACGCCAACAUCAACAGCAGGAUAAUAAAAAAGAGAACUGUCAACCAUCUAUGAAUCAGAGUCAUUCUGUAUUGAAAUGUGCUAACGGAAAACCUUCUAAAGAACCAGCACAAGUUGUCCCUCGUAUACUCCCUAAUGGCAACCUGUGGAAGUCAGAACAAGAAUCCUUGAAAAUCAAAUCGUCAACAGCUAAUUCCAUGACUGCUGUCCCUUCUUCUGAUGUUGAUUAUGCUUCUGAACAUCUCAUAACAUUAUGUAUGGAUGAUUCUUUCGACGAUGAUUCAAGUUCUGGUACAAGUGCAUGGGUUCAUUUUGACUCUGACGAAGAAUUGUCAACGUCAGAGGCAACUAUUGUUCCCAAACUAGCUGUUGAAAGUGCCUCAAUUCACGAGGCAAAGUUCGCUCUAAAAUCUUCUGCUAGCAAGGUUAGCCCUGAACCAACAAUAAAGGAUGUCCAAACAGCUACGGUACCGUCUACAAAUGGACAUUUUGGUGAACAUCAAAAAUAUGUUUCGAACAACAAUCAAAGCCUUUCCUUUAAACCUAAUAUGGUUUCCUCACCUUCUAUCCAUCUUCAACGACUUGCGAUGCUUGCUGAAGGUGUUUAUUCUACAGAUGCGCCAAAGUCUGCUGGUGGUAUCCAUCAUCAGCUGAACACAAAGGGGGGAAGUGUUGAACGCACAAUAGGAACUCAAAUGCCGAUACAAAAUUUCCAGCCGGGGAAGUUUGAAUCGAGUUCUGCUCGAUACACCAUGCCCAGCUCGUAUGCACCUGCAAUUUUGAUGAAAAGUGCAUCGACUACACCAGCUAGGAGGCCUCCUGCAGCAUUGCCUGUAUCAGGAUACGACUAUGACUUCUCGUUCUUAACGCAAGGGAUGUUCAGGAAAUGAUAGAAACGUUUCGUUCUCCAAAUUUAUCAUUUGCUAGGGAUGUACAGGAAAUAUAUUUCUCAGUGAUUAAUUCAAUAAGUUAGGUCAUAUUACUUGUAAAUGCAAACUCUCUUAGUGUUCAGCUUGGUCCUUUGUUCAGAAAUCUGUUUGGAUAUAUACACAUAAAAUUUUGUUUUGCGAUCA
Molecule: messenger RNA, 1929 nt
Organism: Spinacia oleracea (spinach)
Lineage: Eukaryota; Viridiplantae; Streptophyta; Magnoliopsida; Caryophyllales; Amaranthaceae
Product: ADP-ribosylation factor GTPase-activating protein AGD5
Exons: 11
Coding region: 265-1746 (493 amino acids)
Molecular function (GO): GTPase activator activity
Source: RefSeq, a predicted model, not a curated record